AAAAAAAGGUAUGGUAUCCUCUUAUGGGUAUAUCUGACUAUCAAGGGUACCUGUUGAUUCUUAGUGUGUAAUAUGUAGCAAAUGUUUUCUGUUUGUAUGUGUUAGAACUCAUAGCCAUGGGUUGUCGGGGUUUGUGUAACUCGUGAAUAAUAGAAUACAUUAGUUUACUUGGAUUCCAUAUACUGUAGCUCGUCCCACAUCGACUAGAUAAGCUUCCUCUGGUUGGUUUAUAACUCGCUAUGUAAGAACACAUACUGUCCCUUCGGGGACAUCUGAUAAAAUUGGAACGAUACAGAGAAGAUUAGCAUGGCCCCUGCGCAAGGAUGACACGCACAAAUCGAGAAAUGGUCCAAAUUUUUUUCCGGACCUCCGUUAUGGUUUAUUUCAACCUUUUAAACUUUUUUUUUUGCCCCUGCACAAGGAUCACACGCACAAAUCGAUAAAUUGUCCAAAUUUUUUUUUCAACCUCCGUUAUGGUUUAUUUCAACCUUUUAAACUUUUUUCUUUUGUUAUGCGAUGAGAAAAUAUGUAAGUAAAUGUAAUGUCAAACAAAGUAUACAUUAAAUUAGAGUUAGGUUGUACCAAACUUUUAUUAAAGACAGACCUACCAUUGUCUUUUUAAAUAGCACAUAUCAGAAAGUGUGAAUGUGAAUUAUAACUUUUUAUGAUAUUUUCGUUUCGGUGUUUAAAAUAAUUGUGAGAGACAAAGAUGGAAGGAUUUGAAGGGAUUGAACACAAAUUUAUAGAUGCCAAUGGGAUAAAGAUGCACGUUGCAGAAAUGGGUCAAGGCCCUAUAGUGUUACUAGUUCACGGUUUCCCUGAACUCUGGUACUCCUGGCGCCACCAGAUCCUUUACUUAGCGGCCCAUGGGUACCGUGCUGUAGCCCCUGAUCUCCGUGGCUACGGAGACACCACUGGUGCGCCUGUAGAUGAUCAUACCAAAUUCACUACAAUGCACGCCGUAGGUGAUCUGGUUGCACUCAUUGACGCCAUUGGUGGAGGAGAUAAGAAGGUGUUUGUUGUUGGGCAUGAUUGGGGUGCUCAUAUCGCUUGGAGACUUUGUUUGUUUAGACCUGAUAAAGUCAAAGCCUUGAUCAGUUUGAGUGUUCCCUUUACUCCAAGAAAUCCUGGACAGAAACCUGUACAGAUUUUCCAUGCUGCAUAUGGAGAGGAUCACUACAUUUGCAGAUUUCAGGAAACAGGAGGAAUGGAAGGUGUUUUUGCAAGUCUUGGAACUAAAAAAGUUGUUACAAAAUUCUUGACAUAUCGUGAUCCCCAGCCUUUUUAUUUUCCUAAAGAUAAACCUUUUGGAGAUGCACAUGAUACUCAAGUCAUCUUGCCUGCUUGGUUAUCUGAAGAAGAUAUUGAUUAUUACACCCAUAAAUUUGACCAAACUGGCUUCACCGGAGGGAUUAACUACUACCGUUGUUUUGAUCUAAAUUGGGAACUUGAAGCACCUUGGACAGAGGCUAAAAUCAACGUACCAGUGAAGUUUGUUGUAGGAGAGUUAGAUUUGGUGUAUAGUAUCCCAGGGGUCAAGGAAUACAUACACAAUGGUGGAUUUCACAAAUAUGUACCUAUGUUGGAAGAAGUUGUUGUGAUUAAAGGUGCGGCUCAUUUCAUCACUCAAGAGGUCCCAGAUAAGGUCAACAAAAACAUUUACGACUUCCUUCAGAAGUUCUAAUCCUCGAUCUUUCGAUAUGCUUUUGUGACUGUCCAUGAUUCCGUAGAGAUCUCAAGGUCUCGGUUUAAUCAUAUAUGUGUUGAGGUUACUCGCAGUAACGUACAAUUGGUGUGUAACAAUCUUAGAAAAUUGAAAUUACCCUCUUAAUUGGCUAGGAUAUA
Molecule: messenger RNA, 1845 nt
Organism: Erigeron canadensis
Lineage: Eukaryota; Viridiplantae; Streptophyta; Magnoliopsida; Asterales; Asteraceae
Product: epoxide hydrolase A-like
Exons: 3
Coding region: 710-1684 (324 amino acids)
Molecular function (GO): hydrolase activity
Source: RefSeq, a predicted model, not a curated record